CGGAUACAGAAACAUCAAGCGAUGGCUUCUAUUAGGAAAAAGUUGGUCAUCGUUGGAGAUGGCGCAUGUGGGAAGACCUGUCUGCUCAUUGUCUUCAGUAAAGACCAGUUCCCAGAGGUGUAUGUCCCCACUGUAUUUGAAAACUAUGUGGCAGACAUUGAAGUGGAUAGCAAACAGGUCGAACUAGCACUUUGGGAUACAGCGGGUCAGGAAGACUACGACAGACUGAGGCCCCUCUCCUACCCUGACACGGAUGUUAUUCUCAUGUGUUUCUCUGUAGACAGCCCAGACAGUUUAGAGAACAUUCCAGAAAAGUGGACACCAGAAGUUAAACAUUUUUGCCCAAAUGUUCCCAUUAUCCUUGUGGGUAAUAAAAAAGAUCUGCGCAAUGAUGACCACACCAGACGGGAACUUGCAAAAAUGAAACAGGAACCGGUCAGAUAUGAAGCUGGCAAAGACAUGGCAAACCACAUCAGUGCCUAUGGCUACCAGGAGUGCUCUGCCAAAACCAAAGAUGGUGUGAGGGAAGUCUUUGAGAUGGCAACUCGAGCAGCUUUGCAGGCUAAGAAACGUGGCAAGAAAUCCACCUGCCUUUUGCUAUAA
Nerophis lumbriciformis (worm pipefish) is the source of this 603-nucleotide messenger RNA. NCBI's taxonomy places the organism in Eukaryota, Metazoa, Chordata, Actinopteri, Syngnathiformes, Syngnathidae. The record is from RefSeq and is a predicted model, not a curated record.